AUGGAUCCCUCAGAUCACUCUUCAAACUUCAACUCGGCUCAGAUGGCAACUGACCAGCGAGAGGGGUCAGAUACUCUCUCGGGACAAACGGUUCCCUCAGCUUCGGUUGCUAGUUACCAAACCAACUUGUCUCCACAUUACAAUCCCUGUAACGUGGAUAACUGGUCGAGAUACAUCUCCCAGCCAUUCUACAUGCACUCAGGUCUGCCUUCUCAUUACUACCCUCAAAUCAUGGGUGCCGAGUCGUACAACAUGGGCCUGUCUCAUCAACCUCUGGGUGCCAGUCCACAUUCUUACAUCAAUCACCAAGACACCCCAUUCCACAUCCGUGCUGCCAUGGACUCCCCAGAUUUGGGCCCUGGGGGAGAGGUCAAGUCGGAAUAUCUCCAUGACGAUAACUCCGACUGGAGAGCCUUUGGAUCUUCGUCUCAUAAAGAAGAGCUUUAUUACCAUCCACCUAACACGCUUCAUUCCAUUCCACACGCUCCGCCCUCCCCACCAUCGACGGCUUCAUCUUACGCUUCCCCGGACUCUGGUCCCGCCCCUAGUCCAGCAAGAACCACUCAAGGCCUGAUCAGUGGAGAUCCUAAAGAGGAACGCAACGCCAACUUGCCUUAUUCUAUUCUUAUCUACCGAGCCUUGAAGAGUGCUGAAUGCAACAAGCUCACAUUGCAAAACAUCUAUCGUUGGUUUGAAGAAAACACCGACAAAGCGAAGGAUCCAAACCACAAAGGCUGGCAGAACAGUAUUCGACACAACCUCUCGAUGAAUGCUGGAUUCGAGGCCGUGAAGGAGGACGUGUGCCCCGGGAAAAAGCCCAUCAAUUUCUGGCGUCUUACACCAGAAGCCAUCCAAGAAGGCGGAAUCCAAUCAACAACAAGAUAUCGAAAAGGCUCGACGAAGGGAACGGGCCGUGGUUCACAGCGUGAGCCCACAGAACCCAAUGAACACCCUUCCAAAAAGAUCAUGAUGGGAAAUGCAAGUAAUCACGCGAACUCCCGUGUCGAGAUCUACGGUCAGGACUAUGUCUCUUCGGAGCUACCACCAAUGGGCUACAUGCCUCAGUCCUUUGCAUCAAAUCAUCCCACCGUCAACCACCUCGUGCCACGAUUCAGCAUGGGUCCUGUCACCGGCUGUACCGCCCAAUUCCCUGGAAACAAUAGUGUCUUCAUCGAGGGCCCCGAAAUGGGGCCAGAUUACGGGUCAACCUAUGCCAUUGGUCAAGGAUGA
Messenger RNA from Penicillium olsonii, 1230 nucleotides. Lineage: Eukaryota; Fungi; Ascomycota; Eurotiomycetes; Eurotiales; Aspergillaceae. The record is from the annotation of a GenBank genome assembly.